GGUCGGAUAAGCGAGUUGCACCGACACGAAGAUUGUGAACGCGUUACAUCCGGUUGGUUUUGCACUCGUAGCAGCAAUAAUGGCAGCGUUUUCUGAAAUGGGGGUUAUGCCUGAAAUCGCGCAGGCUGUGGAAGAGCUGGACUGGUUGCUGCCCACUGACAUCCAGGCAGAGUCUAUUCCCCUUAUUCUUGGCGGAGGAGAUGUCCUCAUGGCGGCAGAGACUGGUAGUGGCAAAACAGGUGCCUUCAAUAUUCCAGUGAUCCAGAUUGUGUAUGAGACACUGAAGGAUCAGCAGGAGGGCAAGAAGGGCAGAGCUUCCAUCAAGACUGGAGGAGCUGUUUUCAACAAUUGGCAGAUGAAUCCUUAUGAUCGCAGUCCAGCCCUUGCAAUUGGUCCAGAUGGUUUGUGCUGCCAGAGCAGGGAGUUUAAAGAGUGGCAUGGCUGCCGCUCUACAAAAGGUGUCUCCAAAGGGCAGUACUACUAUGAGGUCACCUGCCACGACCAGGGUCUGUGUCGCAUUGGCUGGUCCACCAGUCAGGCAGCCCUGGACUUGGGAACUGAUAAGUUUGGUUUUGGUUUUGGUGGAACUGGAAAGAAAUCCAACAAUAAGCAGUUUGACAGCUAUGGCGAGGAGUUUACCAUGCACGACACUAUUGGAUGCUACCUGGAUCUUGACAAGGGCCAAAUUUCCUUCUCUAAAAAUGGUAACGACCUUGGUUUGGCUUUUGAGAUCCCUCAACAUGUGAAGAGUCAGCCCUUCUUUGCCUCCUGUGUGCUCAAGAAUGCGGAGUUGAAGUUCAACUUUGGAGGAGAAGACUUUAAACAUGCCCCAAAGAGUGGGUUUGUUGCCCUGAACAAGGCGCCUGAGGGUCACACAGUCAAAUCUUCUCAGACAGGCAGUGCCAAAGUGAGUCAGGUGAAAGCAUCAUCCAACGCGCCCAAAGCUCUGAUCAUCGAGCCAUCCAAAGAAUUGGCUGAACAAACCCUGAACAAUGUCACGCAAUUUAAGAAAUAUGUGGAAAACCCCAAAAUCAGGGAGCUGCUGGUGAUUGGUGGUGUGGCUGCUAAAGACCAGAUGGCUGCUCUGGAACAGGGGAUUGAUAUCGUCGUAGGAACACCUGGCAGACUAGACGACCUCAUAUCCACUGGGAAACUCAGUCUGUCUCAAGUCCGCUUUCUAGUCCUGGAUGAGUGUGAUGGCCUACUGUCCGCUGGCUAUACCGACUUUAUCAACAGGAUCCACAAUCAAAUCCCUCAGGUCACAUCCGACGGCAAGCGACUGCAGGUGAUAGUGUGUUCAGCCACGCUGCAUUCAUUUGACGUAAAGAAGUUGUCUGAGCGUAUUAUGCACUUUCCCACUUGGGUGGACCUGAAGGGGGAGGACUCCGUCCCUGAGACUGUCCACCACGUGGUCGUGCCUGUCAAUCCUAAAACCGAUCGUGUUUGGGAGCGUCUGGGCAAGAACCACAUCCGGACGGAUGAAGUCCAUGCCAAAGAUAACACCAGACCAGGAGCCAAUUCUGCAGAAAUGUGGUCCGAAGCCAUCAAAGUGCUGAAGGGCGAGUACGCGGUGAGGGCCAUCAAAGAGCACAAGAUGGACCAGGCUAUAGUCUUCUGUCGCACCAAGAUUGACUGUGACAACAUGGAACAGUACUUCAUUCAGCAAGGAGGAGGUCCAGACAGUAAAGGCCACCAGUUUUCCUGUGUGUGUCUCCAUGGUGACCGUAAGCCAAAUGAGCGGAAAAAUAACUUGGACCGCUUCAAAAAAAAAGAGGUGAGGCUCUUGGUCUGCACAGACGUAGCUGCCAGAGGAAUUGACAUCCACGGAGUUCCUUAUGUCAUUAACGUCACCCUGCCAGAUGAGAAGCAGAAUUAUGUCCAUCGUAUCGGGAGAGUUGGAAGAGCCGAGAGAAUGGGACUGGCCAUCUCCUUGGUUGCUAUGGAGAAGGAGAAGGUGUGGUACCACGUUUGCCCGAACAGAGGCAAAGGCUGCUACAACACCCGGCUGAAGGAAGAUGGAGGUUGCACCAUCUGGUACAACGAGAAAGAGCUCCUGUCAGAAAUUGAGGAGCACCUAAAGUGCACUAUCACCCAGUGUGAGCCAGACAUCAAAGUACCUGUGGAUGACUUUGAUGGAAAGGUCACCUAUGGUCAGCGCAGAGCAUUGGGAGGUGGUAACUACAAGGGUCACGUUGAUGUUCUGGCCCCGACUGUCCAGGAGCUGGCUGGCCUCGAGAGAGAAGCCCAAAGUUCUUUCCUCCACCUGGGAUACCUGCCAAACCAGCUUUUCAGAGCCUUUUGAGCACACUUAACUAGCACUAACACUGUAGGCUGCUGAUAGAGAAAAUUUAGACAUUUCACACGUUGCACCAACAGGACGUUUUUUUUGUUUUCCCCCACCUCGACAUAAACAUAAUCAUCAUUCAGAAUGUACACCUGUUGAGACUGUUGCCUGGACUCCAUCUCAAAGUCCUUCACUGCAAUGAUUGCAAAAAUAUAACAGGACAUAAUCCUUUGAAUCUAAUGCGAAACCUAAUUUGUUGGAUUUUGUGUUUUGUUUUCUGAUUGAUAUGGCAGAAUGAAAUAUUUAAGUUUCCCUAUGAAGUAAUUGACUAAGAAGUCAAUGUAUUUAAGUGGUUUGUUUGUUUUUCUUAAAUAAAUCGUAGUAGCCUGCUCA
Molecule: messenger RNA, 2677 nt
Organism: Dicentrarchus labrax (European seabass)
Lineage: Eukaryota; Metazoa; Chordata; Actinopteri; Moronidae
Gene: ddx1
Product: DEAD (Asp-Glu-Ala-Asp) box helicase 1
Exons: 26
Coding region: 80-2302 (740 amino acids)
Molecular function (GO): nucleic acid binding; RNA helicase activity; protein binding
Source: RefSeq, a predicted model, not a curated record